AUGAAGAUUUCACGUCCUGAAUCUGAUCAGUGGAUUACUUCUCGUGGAUUACUUUCUGGUCGAUUACUGAAUCUGAUCAGUGGAGAUCAUUUGGGUUUAUUCUGCAAUACCAAAACCCCAAGUGCCACCGUGUCUCUUGAUAAGAAUGAUGUUUCCGUGCCGGAAUCGACGCUUUCCUGCAGGUUUCAAAGCGAAGCAGCUUCAGUGGAAUCAAAGAGCUCUUGCGGGUUUGACCAGGGGCUAGUUUCUACAGAGUUAACGCUCUUUUCUGGGGUUCAAAUCGAAGCCAAGAAACGCAAAGCACCUGAAGCUAGAAGCUCUCUUGUCUCUUUUGCCAGGAUCCAUGAGCUAUUUACUGAGAACCCACAUGAAGGAGUUUCAACAGAUCUGAAGCUGUACGAUGAAUCAUGGAAGUAUCCCGAGAAGACCCAAACCGUGAAAGACACACCUGAAGGAGUUUCAAAGGCGCUGAAGCCGUUUGAUGAAACAUGGAAUAUUGAUCCCAAUAAGAGCGGAACCGUGAAAAACUCUGCUAUUAAUCCAAAGGAAGAUAGCCCAACAGUACUGAUCUCUUACAAUUCCAAGGUUACAGUGACCUCCAAUGCUGUGACUGCGAGGACGAGAGUGCGGCACCACGACAAAGAUGAUCUACACGCAGAGAUCAGGACACCCACUGCCAUGGAGGAUCCUUGGAAAAUCAAGAAGACACUAACGGAGAGUGAUCUUGGUAAUAUGAGCCGGCUCUUGCUGAAAACAACUUGGGUCAGGCAUCAUGUUUUGCCAUUCUUGGAUACCGAUAUCAUUAGAGAAGUUGAGAGUGAGGGCAUCCGCAUUUACGUUUGGGAUCGCGAUUGUCAGUCCGCACACGAGUUGGUUCUCAAGAAGUGGAAAACCUCUAAGAGUUACGUUUUGAUCAAUAUGUGGCACAAAGAUUUUGUGAACAGGAGGAACUUGAAGAAAGGGGAUGUCAUUGGCCUUUAUUGGGAUCCCUCUAAUUCAAUGCUCCAUUUUAGCGUUCUACGACGUCGGGCUGAUCUGAUUGCUCAACCAAAUCGCUAA
This is a messenger RNA of Carya illinoinensis, 1059 nucleotides long. RefSeq names its product B3 domain-containing protein At2g33720-like. The transcript has a single exon. NCBI's taxonomy places the organism in Eukaryota, Viridiplantae, Streptophyta, Magnoliopsida, Fagales, Juglandaceae. Bases 1 to 1059 code for a protein of 352 amino acids. The record is from RefSeq and is a predicted model, not a curated record. Gene Ontology annotation, molecular function: DNA binding.